CCCUUUGCACAUCUCAGCGGAACUAGACUGACCCAGCCGCAAGUUUCUCUUUGUUGCAUUCAGCCCGUCAUUGUAGUGCACAUCCCUGACCGAGGUGCCCGGUCUUCGCCCGGGUCUGGGCUCCUCGCCUUUGCACUACGUGUUGACAGCAUUCCCUGAUCUGUAGUGUUAGAGGGCCGGUGGGGAAGGGAAAGGUUGUGUGGGCUGGAGUGGAGAUCAGGGGGGUCUUGGAGGCUUCAAGGGGGCUAGGCUGACUCGACGAUGUCCACUGGCUCUGUGAGCGACCCGGAGGAGUUGCCUGACAUGGAACUGCGUGGGCUGCAGCUGGCUUACCCAGCUCCAACACCCACCAAGCGGCCGACUCGCCGGGGAGGCAGCAGCAGCGAGCUCUACCCCUCCGCGGACAACUCCUCUGCGGAAGAAGACGAGGACGAGGACGCCGAGGAGGAAACUUGCACCCUGGCAGCGGUCCGCGGGUCCAGCGGCAGCUGCAAAAGGAAACGGACUCGGGGAGCUGCGGGAGGCGGCGGAGGGUGCGGGAGCAGCGGCAGCGGAGGCGGUAGCAACUGUAGCAAGAAGUCUCUGCUGCCCAAGGGCUCAACCGCUGAGUGCAAGCAAUCGCAAAGAAACGCGGCCAACGCCAGAGAGAGGGCCAGGAUGCGAGUGCUAAGCAAAGCCUUUUCCAGGCUCAAGACCAGCUUGCCCUGGGUACCCCCUGACACCAAACUCUCCAAACUGGACACACUUAGACUGGCCUCCAGCUACAUAGCACAUCUCCGUCAGCUGCUGCAGGAAGACAGAUAUGAGAAUGGUUACGUGCAUCCCGUGAAUCUGACGUGGCCAUUCGUGGUUUCAGGAAGACCAGACGGUGAUACCAAAGAUGUUUCAACAACCAACAGAUUAUGUGGAACUACAGCUUAAAUUGAAGGACUGUCUAAUCAACUUAAUUGUAUUAUUUUUAAAACUUGUGUUCUUUGGGGGCCAAACAAAUGGUAACAAUAAGCUCUCUCCUUAUAGGUUAAUUUUUCCCCCUUUUUAACUGGAGAGUUGGAGAAAUAUAGGGACUGGAGUAUUACAAGGAAUGGUGAAAUGAGACCCACAGGGUAGAUUAGGAAGGAGUUAAAUGAGACUUUCUCUGAAUAACCUAAAGGAACCAAAGCCCUGGACUGCAAUAACCUAUUUCUCCUGUAAUGUUCUCAGUACUACUCCCCCUUCUCCCAUCCCACCCCUCCAGGAUUUGUCAUAAGAUCAUUUAGAACGAUUCAGGAAUACUCUCUACUUUGUAUCUAGCAGGUAGAGAGAUCAAACCCAGACUCAGUGUCUGUCUCUAAAACUCACCAGAACAGUGUUAUUUGCACUCCAUUGGCAACAGUAUUGUAAUAUAAUGUCAUUUAGAAAUCAGAAGCAGAUUGAUAAUAUAUUUGCUUGUUACCCCUUUAGAGCUUCUACCUUAUGCAGCAAUGCAUAAGUACCGCAGUGUUUUUACUAUCUUUUGAAGGAACAUAUGUUUCAUGGAACACAUACUAGGUUCCUAUUAACUUACCCAAUAUAACUAGAACAGUUUUUAACAUUCCAAUUUCUGCACCGAAUAUGUUCAAGAGUUGGUCUCAUUCCUCUCACAAUUCCCCUCUUCCUCACAUUCCCCCUACUUGGAACCAGAGUAUUUGGAGCUAAAAGGGGCCUUAGAUGAAGGACAACCCUCUCAUUUGGUAGAGGGAGUAGUGAAUGAGAAACGUGAAGUGAUUUGUUCCAGGAGCUGAACCCAAACCCUUGGAGAGCAAAUUGCAUAGCCUUUCCAGAGCACUGCCCCACAAGCAGUGGCCAUGCCUUUAUACUUAAUUUAUAAAAGGAAAUCAUUCCCUUUUUUAAAGAAAGGAGUAAGAGCCAAUACUCCCUGAGGUAAAAUUCAUUGCUUGAUUUCAACUCAGACCUAACCCAGAGAAAAGAACUUUACAUAAAAUACUGUUUAAAACUCUUUUGGUGGCCUGGGAAGGAAGGUUGGGUUUGUUUACAUUAUUACAAGUCAAGUUUUUGUUAUGUUUUUGCUUUGGGGCUGAUAUCCUACUGUACCGAGAAAUUGCCCUCAUGAUGAGUAGCAAAUGUAAAUAACUUUAUUUUUGUAUGAAUAACAUUAAAAUCAUCAUAGUGAGGAGCCA
Monodelphis domestica (gray short-tailed opossum) is the source of this 2156-nucleotide messenger RNA. It is a transcript of the gene MSC, whose product is annotated as musculin. The record is from RefSeq and is a predicted model, not a curated record. Gene Ontology annotation, molecular function: RNA polymerase II transcription regulatory region sequence-specific DNA binding; DNA-binding transcription factor activity, RNA polymerase II-specific; protein dimerization activity. NCBI's taxonomy places the organism in Eukaryota, Metazoa, Chordata, Mammalia, Didelphimorphia, Didelphidae. Gene Ontology annotation, biological process: regulation of transcription by RNA polymerase II; skeletal muscle tissue development.